This is a messenger RNA of Haliotis rubra (blacklip abalone), 1974 nucleotides long. RefSeq lists its product as uncharacterized. The record is from RefSeq and is a predicted model, not a curated record. The coding region runs from base 1 to 1974 and encodes 657 amino acids. NCBI's taxonomy places the organism in Eukaryota, Metazoa, Mollusca, Gastropoda, Lepetellida, Haliotidae. The transcript has 3 exons.
AUGAACCAGUACCAGCAACACCAUCGGGAACCUUUACCAGCAACACCAUUGGGAACCUCAACACCACUGGGAAUCUGUACCUGCAACACCAUCGGGAACCUGUACCAGCAACACCACUGGGAACCUGUACCAGCAACACCACUGGGAACAGAUAACAUCCAGCCCGCAACACAGGAACUGAGUACAGUUGAAGACACUGCACACCAUGAGAGUAGUGUCAGCUUGUUAACGGCUGAUAACAUCCAGCCCGCAACACAGGAACUGAGUACAGUUGAAGACACUGCACACCAUGAGAGUAGUGUCAGCUUGUUAAUGGCUGAUAACAUCCAGCCCGCAACACAGGAACUGAGUACAGUUGAAGACACUGCACACCAUGAGAGUAGAGUCAGCUUGUUAACAGCUGAUAACAUCAAGCCCCCAACACAGGAACUGAGUACAGUUGAAGACACUGCACACCAUGAGAGUAGUGUCAGCUUGUUAACGGCUGAUAACAUCCAGCCCGCAACACAGGAACUGAGUACAGUUGAAGACACUGCACACCAUGAGAGUAGAGUCAGCUUGUUAACAGCUGAUAACAUCCAGCCCGCAACACAGGAACUGAGUACAGUUGAAGACACUGCACACCAUGAGAGUAGUGAACUGAGUACAGUUGAAAACACUGCACACCAUGAGAGUAGUGUCAGCUUGUUAACGGCUGAUAACAUCCAGCCUCCAACACAGGAACUGAGUACAGUUGAAGACACUGCACACCAUGAGAGUAGUGUCAGCUUGUUAACAGCUGAUAACAUCCAGCCCGCAACACAGGAACUGAGAACAGUUGAAGACACUGCACACCAUGAGAGUAGUGUCAGCUUGUUAACGGUUGAUAACAUCAAGCCCGCAACACAGGAACUGAGUACAGUUGAAAACACUGCACACCAUGAGAGUAGUGUCAGCUUGUUAACGGCUGAUAACAUCCAGCCUCCAACACAGGAACUGAGUACAGUUGAAGACACUGCACACCAUGAGAGUAGUGUCAGCUUGUUAACGGCUGAUAACAUCCAGCCCGCAACACAGGAACUGAGUACAGUUGAAGACACUGCACACCAUGAGAGUAGUGUCAGCUUGUUAACGGCUGAUAACAUCCAGCCCCCAACACAGGAACUGAGUACAGUUGAAGACACUGCACACCAUGAGAGUAGUGUCAGCUUGUUAACAGCUGAUAACAUCCAGCCCGCAACACAGGAACUGAGUACAGUUGAAGACACUGCACACCAUGAGAGUAGUGUCAGCUUGUUAACGGCUGAUAACAUCCAGCCCGCAACACAGGAACUGAGUACAGUUGAAGACACUGCACACCAUGAGAGUAGUGUCAGCUUGUUAACAGCUGAUAACAUCCAGCCCGCAACACAGGAACUGAGAACAGUUGAAGACACUGCACACCAUGAGAGUAGUGUCAGCUUGUUAACGGUUGAUAACAUCAAGCCCGCAACACAGGAACUGAGUACAGUUGAAAACACUGCACACCAUGAGAGUAGUGUCAGCUUGUUAACGGCUGAUAACAUCCAGCCUCCAACACAGGAACUGAGUACAGUUGAAGACACUGCACACCAUGAGAGUAGUGUCAGCUUGUUAACAGCUGAUAACAUCCAGCCCGCAACACAGGAACUGAGUACAGUUGAAGACACUGCACACCAUGAGAGUAGUGUCAGCUUGUUAACAGCUGAUAACAUCCAGCCCGCAACACAGGAACUGAGUACAGUUGAAGACACUGCACACCAUGAGAGUAGUGUCAGCUUGUUAACAGCUGAUAACAUCCAGCCCGCAACACAGGAACUGAGUACAGUUGAAGACACUGCACACCAUGAGAGUAGUGUCAGCUUGUUAACGGCUGAUAACAUCCAGCCCCCAACACAGGAACUGAGUACAGUUGAAGACACUGCACACCAUGAGAGUAGUGUCAAGUUGAUCAAUGUAUUUCUUCCCAACGACUAG